This is a messenger RNA of Drosophila obscura, 1982 nucleotides long. Its product is annotated as protein scylla. Lineage: Eukaryota; Metazoa; Arthropoda; Insecta; Diptera; Drosophilidae. Gene Ontology annotation, cellular component: cytoplasm. Gene Ontology annotation, biological process: apoptotic process; negative regulation of signal transduction; regulation of TOR signaling. The transcript is spliced from 2 exons. The coding region runs from base 245 to 1033 and encodes 262 amino acids. The record is from RefSeq and is a predicted model, not a curated record.
AAUUUAUUAAGAAAAAAAAAGCAAGAAAAACAAACAUACAUAUUAUUUAAUUGUUAAAACAAAACAAAAACGUUUCAAGUGAUACAAAAAGCUAAGCAGAAUAAAAAGCCGUCGGCGAAACGCAUCCACCAGAGAGGAAAUUUUCGAUAAGAGGGCGAACGAUUUUGAUACGAUAUUUCAUCCGACUCGAUUCGAUUUCCUUCGAAAAAAAAAAACCACAAUCACCACACACACUCAGCCCCAAAUGAAAAUGGAGGUUAUUCCCGUUCAAUCCAUCUACGGCGGUGUGAUGGGCUUAAAUAAAAAUAUAGAUUGGACCAGCACCCUGACACCGCCCGCGUCCGCCAGUGUGGCCAUUGACGCUGCCGUGAACGCUGCCCCGCUCAAGACCAAGGGCUCCUCCGCCCGCGGCGUCGAUGCCCCCAACUACAGUAUUAAGCACAAGCAGGCGCCCACCAGCCACGCCCAUAACUACAGCAAGAAAACGAAGCCCAGCAGUGGCGGCUACUACUACGCCGGUGAGGUGCAGGCCGAGGAUGAGGAGGAGCAGGUGGCCCCCGCCGACCUGGACAUGCGGGAAGUGUCGCACCUGUCGCUGCGGUUCCUGGACGAGCUGCGAGCGGCCAAGUCUCGCCAUCUCACCUGCACGGAGGUGUCGCUGCCCUGCGACCUCGUGCCCAGCAUCGCGGCCGACAUUGUCCGAGUGUCGGAGAAGGAGCCGUGCGGCACCCGAGGCUGCACCAUCUACAUCGAGUUCGAGGACGAGCCGAAAAACUCGCGCCGCAUCGCCUCCCUUAAGCUGGACCCCGAGACGGUCUCCACCUUCGAGGUGUACGUGACUCUGCGCCAGGACCACCGCGGCUGGACCUCGCUCCUCCCGCAGUUCAUGAAGAGCCUGGCACGCACAAUCACCAUCAGCCCCGAGUACACGAUCACCAAAAACAAGCUGUACUCGGCCGAGGGGCCGGGUGCCAGGCGCAGCUACAGCUUUGGCAGCAGCCAGAGCCGAGCCAUCGCCACGCCAACGGUGUAGGAGAGAAAGGGUGAGAGAAAGCGCCCAACACCCCCUGUGAUGUUAAGAGAGAGAGAGAGAGAACGAGAGGAGUAGUUUGUUGCGAUCGGCAACGCGACGACGAAGCAAGUAUUCGAAGCCACCCCACCUACACACACUCACACACACACCCCAAACACCCAAAACACACACACACACUCAUACUAAUACUAGAGCGAGAGCAGGAGAGAGCCUCUCUCUGCGACUCAAUUUGUAAUUGUGACUCUCACCACCAUUUACUUAGAUGCGUAGUGCUAUAAUAACUAGACUUUUAAGUUGUUUCUCCUUUUUCACCAACGACGAAAGAAAAGAAAACAAAAAGAAAAGCAAAGCAAAAGCAGAUGCAGAUGCAAAUGCAAAAGCAGAAGCGAAACGUGAGGAAAACCCAACAUGAAAUUCAAAGAUGGCAGCCCCACCCCCCAGGGGGCGGGCCCGUCGACAACUCAUGAAUAUGUGAUACUGUUUAAGAUGCUAAGAGCUCCCCAGCCAGGGCCAGGGCCCGUCCAGGCUCCUGGCCCGGGGACGUUGAUAAUACACACCUACACACCCACACAAACCCCACACACCACAACCACACCACAUACAUACAACACACUUACACACCCAUACAGAACAGAUUUUUGAAGAUUGUAUGCUAUAUAGAGACCGUACGAUUGUAAUAAACUAAAACAAACAAAAAAACUACACCACACACAAAAACCAACAAACAAACAAAACUUGAUCUUGCUAAAUUUAAAAUUUAACUUUAAAAAUGCUGAGCAAUCAGUGGAGGAUUUUAGAGAGGAGGAGUUUUAGUUAGACGCAGCUUGCUGCAAUAAAAUUUUUAAAUUAUUAAUUAAUCUUAAUUAAAACCAACAAAUUUUAGGAUUUUAACAAAUUUUUACAUAUAUUAUUAAAUGUAUAGCGCGUACCCCCAUCAAAAACAAACAAA